This is a messenger RNA of Spodoptera frugiperda (fall armyworm), 3453 nucleotides long. Its product is annotated as zinc finger protein 26. Gene Ontology annotation, cellular component: nucleus. Gene Ontology annotation, biological process: regulation of DNA-templated transcription. The transcript has 3 exons. The coding region runs from base 185 to 2611 and encodes 808 amino acids. Gene Ontology annotation, molecular function: DNA-binding transcription factor activity, RNA polymerase II-specific; RNA polymerase II cis-regulatory region sequence-specific DNA binding; zinc ion binding. Lineage: Eukaryota; Metazoa; Arthropoda; Insecta; Lepidoptera; Noctuidae. The record is from RefSeq and is a predicted model, not a curated record.
CUCUUUCCGCCAUUUUCGCACUUCUUGGAGUGUCAUCGAAAAUAAUUUAGCUUCGUAUAUUUCAUUUAAAAACAGCCUUUAUAUUACAAAACCUUUGCAGUGUCCAUAAAUUUAGCGGCGCUUUUAGUAUGAAGUAUUGCCUAACAAAAAUCAGGAAACGAAUAAUAAUCGCAUAACCUUAAUAAUGGAUGACGAUAUUUUCCCGGUAUUAUGCCCUUCCAACGCUAAGAAAACAUAUUCCAAGCCGUUCAAGAAGUUGUUGAAGACUCCAUCAGUGACUGAGGAUGUGGCUGAGCCUCCUAAACCCCCUACAAAGCCGUGCGAUCCUGGUGAACCGUUGACAACUAAGGUUGCCGUCGAGUAUUUGUUGAGUGGCAAAUUAAAGACAGAAGUUUGUCGUUACUGCCUGAAGAUAUCGCCUGCAUUGUCUGACCCGGACCAGAUAAUGCAUAUAGCAGGCACAGGAGUGCUGUACAAAGUGUCUCUGAGACAGAUGAUAGCCAGUUUCUACCCCUUUAAGGCCAAUGAAAAUGAGAAAUAUCCAGAAAAAAUAUGCCAGAAAUGUGUAGACCGAGCCCUCAACGCAUAUCUCUUUACGCAGCAGUGCGAGCAAGCUGAAAGAGCCUUGAAAAAUUGUUUUGAUGAUAUAGAUGAGAAACUGAGUAAGUUGGAUCCAAUAGACAGACCGAAAAAGAGAGGCAGGCAAAAACUGAACCCGAAUUAUAAUGUAUUAUAUGUGGAACAUGCGAAAGUAAUGGAUUAUGCAGAACCAGCACACCAUAUCAUUAACAUAGAAACUGAAUCUUUGAGUAAAGAACCGAAUUGGAACGAGUUUGAGUGUAAACGGUGCUGGCAGGUUCUCCCGGACAUGGAAUCAUUGCUGAACCAUGAUAAAACACAUCCGAAGUCCAUGUGGUAUCAUUGCCGGCUCUGCGGCAAGUCUUUUGUAAAGCAAACUCAGUUGAAAAAGCAUUUCAACCUAAUACACGUAAAAGGACAGGAGGAUAGUCCGCAGGUUGAUAAGAACUUCAGAUGCCAAGAAUGCGGUAAUGUCACAGAGGAUUACGCACAACAUCUACAGCAUGUAGAGAAGCAUAAAUUCAAAACCGUAAUGAGACAUUUGGUUGAAAGGAAAACGGACCAGCUAUGCAUGGUAUGUUUGAAGAAAAGUACUGAUUUGGUUAAUUUGGAUAAGGAAGUAUCCAUUCACGGAAGUUGCCCAGAGUUGGUCGGUGAUAAGUCUCUGUAUACGGUGUUAUCAUCAACUUUGCCUGAUAUGAACUACCUACACAACUUCAUUGGGACAAAAAUAUGCGAAAAGUGCCUUAAUCACGCUAUCACUUCAUACGUUUUUGUAAAACAAUUCCUUUUUACUAGGGAACGGUUAGAUCUAUGUGUUACUCUUAUGUUGAGGGACCUUAGUAAAAUAGAGCCUUCAGCCAAUGUCUUCGUCCAAGUCUCGCCCCCACCGAUAAUGGCUCCUAUAGAAGAUUUUGACGAAAUAAUAGACGAAAGCGAAUUUGUUGACGAAAGUAAACUUAAAAUAGACGUCUUAGAAGACGAAUUCAGACUGAAAACUUCAAGCGAAAGUGAGACUGAACCGGAACAUGAAAUAAUGCCUGAAACAAACGAGGAAACUAAAGAUGUAGUGAACGAUAUCGCAGUCAAUAUUCCAAUAGUACCAAUUGACAAUUUAGCUAGGACCGCAACUAAAACUUAUAUGAAGAAGAAAUUAGUUAAUGGCAUACAGAAUCAGAGCACCAAAUAUUCUGUGGACGUGUGUAGUGAAUUUUUAACGUUCAACAAAAAGAAAAAAGUUAAAAAGGUCCCUGUUAAAUACACCUGUCCGUUAUGUAACAAACACUUCAUAUCGGAUUACUUCUUAAAGAGACAUAUUGUAAAACAUGUGAACAAGAAAGUAGAAUGUAAGAUUUGUGGUAAUGUUUACAAGUCUAGAUUCCUUUUGUUUGAACACAGGAAGGUGGCACAUUUGGUGCCCGAGAGCUUCUACAUGACAUGUAAAGUCUGCGGUAGAAAUUACACUGAUAUAGAUAAGCUACAAGACCAUGAACAAACCCAUAGGAUAAAGCCGUGUGAGCUCUGCAAUAAAGUGUUCACAACACAAGCGCAUUACGAAACCCACAUCCAAAGGCACUCGGUUAAACUCAAACUUCUCAAUAAAAAUCGCACCCUAACAUGCAGUUUCUGUGAAAAAGAAUGUCCAAACGAUAAUCAACUUUCGCUCCACGUCAAUAAGAUACAUUUGCAAAUUAAACCUUAUAGUUGUGAUAUGUGUGACCGACAGUUUUACACUGAGAACAAUAUGAAGUGUCAUAAGAAAGUGCACAGUAUGCCUUCGAAGGAGGUAUGCGAAUUUUGUAACAAAACUCUUAAAAGUAGGAAGCAAUUGGUGGUUCAUGUUAGGAAACACAUAGGGGUGAAGCCUUUUGGCUGCCAAAUAUGUGGCCAGUACUUCUACUCGGCUUUCAAAGUCAGAAAACACAUGAGAUUAAGCCACGGCGGUAUAUUCUGCUGUAGAAUUUGUAAAUCCAUAUUCCCAACCAAAUAUGAACUUAAAGCACAUGUAAAUAGAGAUCAUAAUAUAAUAUAGCGGGCUAUGAAGCCAUACUAGAUACAGUGGCUUGCAAUUAUAGUAGCAUAAUGAGUUUUUUAUGCAGUGACAGUUUAUUUUCGAUUUCCAUAUUCCGUUUUUUGCUGAAAAGUGACAAUCAGGUUAUUUUUCAUUUGUAUUUCAACAGUAGUUAAGUACAUGGAAUGAUUGAUAAUAUAAUUAAAUUACACAUUUGCACAAGUCAGAUCAAGAAAUUAAUAGAAUUCAGCAGUCAGUAUCAUAAUAUUUACCCUUCUCUUGAGAAAACUAUCUUUCAGUUUUUCUGUAUAUGAAGAAGGUAUUACAACAUUUUUAGGAGCCGAACAAUCUGGGUUGUCUGUGUCAUGCUAUAGUUACCCUUAUUUCAAUAACUUCUCGGUCUGACUAAAAUAGAGCAUAAUAAAUUGUCUGAUUUGUACAUAAAGAUAUGAAAUACAUAGUUCGCGUAGCAUAUAUUGAAAGGUACUAAUCACAGCCGACUAGCAGUAGAUUGUUUACCAUUUAUAAAUUAAGUUUAAGUAUGUUUCCAAAACAUUAAUUAAUAUAUCUUUUAAAUAUUAAUAUAACCUAAAUUAUUUGAUACUACGACACAUCUCAACAAUAAAUUGUCUAUAAAAUGUAUUUGCGCUAAAAUGCGCAAUACUUUAGCGCAUUGCGCAAACUUCGAUCCAUACAAAAAUAGUCCUUAUUACAAUGAAUUUUAGAGUUGAAGUUCUUAAUAUCAAAUGCAUUAGGUAAUGUUAUUAUUAUGUUAGCAAUAGGUGUUUGUAUGGUACAGUACAGCAGCUACAAUAUUGUAUUAGAUGUAAGACAUUAUAUAAAUAAAUAUAUAAUUAUAUUUA